Messenger RNA from Callorhinchus milii (elephant shark), 2445 nucleotides. RefSeq names its product ADP-ribosylation factor-like 8Ba (gene arl8ba). Gene Ontology annotation, biological process: protein transport; anterograde axonal transport. Lineage: Eukaryota; Metazoa; Chordata; Chondrichthyes; Chimaeriformes; Callorhinchidae. Bases 41 to 601 code for a protein of 186 amino acids. The record is from RefSeq and is a predicted model, not a curated record. Gene Ontology annotation, cellular component: lysosomal membrane. Gene Ontology annotation, molecular function: GTP binding; GTPase activity. The transcript is spliced from 7 exons.
UCACUCGCUCGCUCUCUCUCACGCCGCCGCCGCCGCCGGGAUGUUGGCCUUCUUCAACAAGCUGCUGGACUGGCUGAAGUCUCUGUUCUGGAAGGAGGAGAUGGAGCUGACGCUGGUCGGGCUGCAGUACUCGGGCAAGACCACCUUCGUCAACGUGAUCGCGUCGGGUCAGUUCAGCGAAGAUAUGAUUCCGACAGUUGGCUUCAAUAUGAGGAAGGUCACCAAAGGCAACGUAACAAUAAAGAUUUGGGACAUCGGUGGACAGCCAAGGUUUCGAAGUAUGUGGGAACGAUACUGCCGAGGGGUCAAUGCUGUUGUGUACAUGGUGGAUGCUGCUGACCGUGAUAAAAUCGAGGCAUCUAGGAACGAGCUUCACAACCUGUUAGACAAACCACAGUUGCAAGGAAUCCCUGUCCUAGUUCUCGGAAAUAAGAGAGAUCUAACCAAUGCUCUGGAUGAAAAACAGCUCAUUGAAAAAAUGAAUUUGGCUGCUAUCCAGGACCGAGAAAUCUGCUGCUACUCAAUUUCUUGCAAAGAAAAAGACAACAUAGAUAUCACACUGCAGUGGCUUAUUCAGCACUCAAAAUCCAGAAGAAGCUGAAAUUUAAUGGUGUAAAGCCCAUGAGUGAUCAGCCACAGUCCUUACUCCAUUUACUUUGUUCUUCAUCCAUGGGAUAGCAACAGAAAUACGUUAUUCUGAAUAUAUUGAAAUACUUCAAAGUCCCUCAUGAUGUAGGCCACUCGAGUGUGCUUCUCAUCAUUAGAGACUAAACCUGCUUUGCGAAUGCCAUAAUGUAAAAAAAAAAUCAUGAUUGUGAGACGAAUGUUGAAGGCAGUGAUGUAAAAGCACAAGAACGAGCCAACAAAACCAAUCAUGCUUAUUUCUUCGCUUCAACUGUGUUGGGAGUCCGCAGUAUCACAAGUAACCUGUUUUUUAGCUUUUAUUAAUCUGUCAGGCCAUUUAUGUCCUUGCAAAAUGGGGUUAUGGAGCAUGUUGCAUUGCACCUCGUGUUCGUGUUGGUGCUGUAGAUAUUUCACUGUCACUUGUAGAAAUUUUUUAAUGUCCACUGUUAAUACGGUAUUUUGUUUAGCAAUGGGCUUUUGCAAAUAUAAUUCAAGUAGCAGAAGGUUGUGUAUGUUGUAGCUGGGGAUCAUCUUCUUGGUUUAUUUAACUUGCUUUCACUGAUGUUAUGCAUUUUGUGUGCUGAUUGAAUACACUGCUUCAACAUCAAGAGUCUUGACACUAUCUGGCAAUGUGUGACCCACUGUAAACAUGUGCAUGCAAAGCUUCAUAAUUAUAAGAUUUGUAAAUAAGAAUAUGUGGAAUUGGUUUACUUUUCUAUUGAGUUUUGACUUUAAAUGUGCUCUCUUCUCCCACUUCUGAAAUUAAAGGUAAUGAGGGCAUAUUGUCAUCACGUGGUAUUUCACAGCCAUGGUUUACAGAUUUUGACUGCAUGUAAAAGUCCAGUUGCUGUGCGUACAAGCAAUUUGAAAACCUGAUACUCCAGAGAACACGUGUAUCUUCAGAAAUUGACAUCUGUGUGUCCUAAUCCUGUUUCUGUUGCGAUUCAAGGGGUGAGGGAAAAUUCCUUUUAAAUUCAGGUAAAGUUGCUGAAAGGUCAGUGUCCUCCGGAAGGCAGCGCCUUUAAAGACACGCGUUCAGAGUGUGACAAUUUUUUUUUGUGAACUUCCAAGAAGAUUUAAUUGAUUUAAAAAUUCAGUUUUUUUUUUUCUUUGUUUUCAGAUGCCAAAGAGUUUACUUUUUGUCUGUCUUUGCUGCGUUAUAAGUGUACUGCAUUUAACGGCUAUUGCUAAUCUGGUGGACUGAAAUGUAAAUUAACCAAACGAUGACUGGAGUAUAGAGAGCCAGCAGAGAGACUUCCAGCUAUUGAAAUAAACAGGACAUAUUGUUGCUGUGAAAAUCUCUUAAUUUUGAUCUUCCUUCUUUUUCCGCCCCCACCACCCCAACUCGAUUUAAAUCCACCAAAUAAUCGCCGCACAGCAAAUUACGUGAAUUGCUUUGAGAUGUUACGACAACGUGAUAUCAAUUGCAAAGUAUUAAUCCAAACUGUAAAACUGGCAGUCUUGCAUUGUAGCAAAGUGUACUCUUGUUAUCCAUGAAUUCUUAGCAACUACACACAAUGUAUGGUACAGCUCUUACUGCAAUAUCAUCAAAUGUAUGUAAUCUUAAUGAAGUUGUUCGAACCUCUGCCUAAAAUGCAAAUCGAAGGGAGCUUUUCCGUUGUCGACAAACUUUCUUUUUUUUAAAAAAAGUGAGGGAGAAGAGAGGAAAGGGAGAAUGUUUUUGUCUUUUGAAUUCUGCCUCCUUGUUACUGUAUAUUUAAUCCGCAGCAUUUAAUUCCCACCUCCGUUUCAAAAAGAUCAAUCUCUUGGCUAUUGUAAGAAAAUAGUAUUCAAUAAUAAACUGUCCAGUUUGUUCAUUUA